CAGACAACCAAAUCUGCAUCCGAAAGAGGACCGGAUAACCAUUGGGGCGUAUAGUUACGAUAUCCUUUUCCAUUCGCUGUCAGACUUAUGUCCGGAUGUUCGCGCUCGCAGUGUCCCAAAGAGAAGUCUGACGCUGCUGCACUGGGCGUCUGUAAAGAUGAUUGGGCUUUUGAUCUCACUGGAUUUGUAAACUACGAAUUUAACUCCAUGAGACGGAGAAGAAAGAUUGCAACAAAUCCGGAGAUGGGACAUACAAAAUCGCCAGUGAAGAGGUGAUCUGGAUAGCAUGCAAAAUCCACCUUUAGCAAUCAACAAUCUCUCGCAAGAUGACCAUUCUCAUUACUGGAAGCACUGGCAAGACCUCCAAGCGUCUCGCUGAAAUUCUUCAAGCAAGCAAUACUCCUUUCUUGAUUGCUACUCGCCGAGAUGCUUCCGAGAUCCCUUUUCCCAGUGUCCAAUUCGAUUGGCACGAAGCCAAAAGUUUUGAGAAUCCAUUCAAUACAGCUACGGACAUCUCUGCGGUCUAUCUAGUCGCACCAGAGACCCCUGAGCCUGCGCCUUUUGUCAAUCCUUUCAUCGACUUAGCCAUCGCAAAAGGUGUCAAGAAAUAUGUCCUCCUCUCCGGAACUCCACAGGUCAAAGGAGGCCAGUUUUCUGGGCGUAUCUGGAGUCAUCUUGAACAAGCCAAUGUUGAGUUCGCAGUGCUGCGACCGACAUGGUUCAUGGAGAACUUCUCAGAGUUGCAGCACCAACCGUCCAUCAAGAACGAUUCCACCAUCUACACCGCUGCUGAAUAUGGGAAAGUCCCGUUUGUGUCGGUAGAUGAUAUCGCCGAAGCGGCAUCCAGCUUUUUGUUGGGAAAGAUCCCAUAUGGGAACAAAGACUACGUGAUCCUUGGACCGGAAGCAUUGGAUCAUGGUGAGACGGCAGAGAUUUUGAGCUCGGUGCUAGGCAGACAAAUUGUGUAUGUGCCCAAAUCCGUCGAUGAAAUGGUGGCACAGUACACUGGCAUUGGACUCAAGCCAAUGUUCGCAAAUGCAAUGCCGUAUCUCGAAACACUGGUUAGGGAUGGCAGCGAGGCGAAACUUAAGAACGAUCUGGAGAGUUUGAUCGGUAAGAAAGGCAUUGACUUUCGCACAUGGGCCGAGAGAGAAGCCAAGGGGGGCUAUUGGGGUUGAAUAUGCACGAACUUCAUAAGUGGAAUAAUGUUCAUUGCUACUUCCUAGUCCACUAUCAUUAUUCUGGCAAGGCAAUAGUAAAGAGGCUAUAGACUCUUUCCCGAGUUCGCGAGUCUAAUACAGUUUUCAAGAUUUGAU
Messenger RNA from Aaosphaeria arxii CBS 175.79, 1316 nucleotides. Its product is annotated as NAD(P)-binding protein. The transcript has a single exon. The record is from RefSeq and is a predicted model, not a curated record. The coding region runs from base 327 to 1178 and encodes 283 amino acids. NCBI's taxonomy places the organism in Eukaryota, Fungi, Ascomycota, Dothideomycetes, Pleosporales.